AGAAAGUAUAAAAUAACGGCGGUGGAGUCUCAGACAUUCAGACUAACAUUCAGACUCCGAGGAGAGGACCAGCAUCGCAGAACAGAGACAGCAUCUUCUCUUCUAUUCUCUCUGUAUUCCCAGCUUUUAAACAGGGACACAAACUAAAAACAGCCAAGAUGUCUAAAGCUAAAGGUGUGGCGAUCGGCAUCGACCUGGGCACCACCUACUCCUGUGUGGGGGUCUUCCAGCAUGGAAAAGUAGAAAUCAUCGCCAACGACCAGGGCAACAGGACUACGCCCAGCUAUGUGGCGUUCACCGACACCGAGAGGCUCAUCGGGGACGCGGCCAAGAACCAGGUGGCUUUGAACCCCAGCAACACCGUGUUUGAUGCCAAGAGACUGAUCGGGAGAAAGAUCGAUGAUUCAGUGGUGCAGGCGGACAUGAAGCACUGGCCCUUCAAGGUGGUUGGAGACGGAGGGAAGCCCAAAAUCCAAGUGGAACACAAAGGCGAGGACAAAUCCUUCUACCCCGAGGAGAUUUCCUCCAUGAUCCUGGUGAAGAUGAAGGAGAUCGCCGAGGCCUACCUCGGCCAAAAGGUGUCCAACGCCGUCGUCACGGUCCCGGCAUACUUCAACGACUCCCAGCGACAGGCGACCAAAGAUGCCGGCGUCAUCGCAGGACUGAACGUCCUGAGGAUCAUCAACGAGCCCACAGCGGCCGCCAUCGCGUACGGUCUGGACAGAGGCAAGUCAGGAGAACGCAACGUCCUGAUCUUUGACCUGGGCGGAGGCACCUUCGACGUGUCCAUCCUGACCAUCGAGGACGGCAUCUUUGAGGUCAAAGCCACGGCUGGAGACACUCACCUGGGCGGGGAAGAUUUUGACAACCGCAUGGUCAACCACUUUGUGGAGGAGUUCAAGAGGAAACACAAGAAGGACAUCAGCCAGAACAAGAGAGCCCUGAGGAGGCUGCGCACGGCUUGUGAGAGGGCCAAGAGGACCCUGUCCUCCAGCUCCCAGGCCAGCCUCGAGAUCGAUUCUCUGUUCGAGGGUGUCGACUUCUACACCUCCAUCACCAGGGCUCGAUUCGAGGAGAUGUGCUCCGACCUGUUCAGGGGGACAUUGGAGCCUGUGGAGAAAGCCCUGAGGGACGGCAAAAUGGACAAGGCGCAGAUCCACGAUAUCGUCCUGGUGGGGGGCUCCACUCGGAUCCCCAAAAUCCAGAAACUGCUGCAGGAUUUCUUCAACGGCAGGGAGCUGAACAAGAGCAUCAACCCGGACGAGGCGGUGGCUUACGGCGCUGCCGUCCAGGCCGCCAUUCUCUCAGGCGACACCUCGGGCAACGUUCAGGACCUGCUUCUGCUGGAUGUGGCGCCUCUGUCCCUAGGUCUGGAGACAGCUGGAGGGGUCAUGACGUCCCUGAUUAAACGCAACACCACCAUCCCCACUAAACAGACCCAGACCUUCACCACCUAUUCUGACAACCAGCCCGGGGUCCUCAUCCAGGUCUAUGAAGGGGAGCGCGCCAUGACCAAGGACAACAACCUGCUGGGCAAGUUUGAGCUGGCGGGAAUCCCCCCCGCUCCACGAGGGGUCCCGCAGAUCGAGGUCACCUUCGACGUGGACGCCAACGGCAUUUUGAACGUGUCCGCGGUGGACAAAAGCACCGGCAAAGAGAACAAGAUCACCAUCACCAACGAUAAGGGCCGGCUGAGCAAAGAGGAGAUCGAGAGGAUGGUGCAGGACGCCGACAGAUACAAAGCUGAGGACGACCGUCAGAGGGAGACCAUCUCCGCCAAGAACUCCUUGGAGUCCUACGCCUUCAACGUGAAGAGCAGCGUGCAGGACGACACCCUGAAGGGCAAACUGAGUGAGGAGGAGCAGAAGAAGCUGGUGGAGAAGUGCGACGAGACCAUCAGCUGGCUGGAGAACAACCAGCUGGCCGAGAAAGACGAGUUCCAGCACAAGCAGAAAGAGCUGGAGGCCGUGUGUGCGCCCAUCAUCAGCAAGUUGUACCAGGGAGGAACGUCUGCUGGCAGCUGUGGUCAGCAGGCACGACAGGCCGGCUCCCAGGGGCCCACCAUCGAGGAGGUGGACUAACAUGGCUCAGUACGGACUCUGACAUCACUUGGACUGUUUAUGUUAUUCAUGCACUCUUCAUAUGUUUUUUUUAUCAUCAAAUGUGUUUAUGAUAAAAGCUGUAAAUAUUCUUGAUGUACUUUUCAUCUCUGCCUUGCUGGGCAUUGCAAUAAAGAUGAAACAAAUAUAAUUCCUAUGGUUUGGUUUCAUUUUUCUGAAAGUUUUAAUUAUGCAGAGAGAAACUGUUGUGCAGCAGCUGCAGGGCGACUCUUGAAUCCACCUCUAACUUUUACUAGGAAAAUAAUAAUUCUCCAUACUAAACAAGAGUAUUAUCAUGUGGAAUAUUUGAUUGUCGAACAUCUGUGUU
Messenger RNA from Centropristis striata (black sea bass), 2427 nucleotides. Its product is annotated as heat shock 70 kDa protein 1. The coding region runs from base 159 to 2081 and encodes 640 amino acids. The transcript is spliced from 2 exons. The record is from RefSeq and is a predicted model, not a curated record. Gene Ontology annotation, cellular component: blood microparticle; cytoplasm; vesicle. NCBI's taxonomy places the organism in Eukaryota, Metazoa, Chordata, Actinopteri, Perciformes, Serranidae. Gene Ontology annotation, biological process: protein refolding; cellular response to unfolded protein. Gene Ontology annotation, molecular function: heat shock protein binding; ATP binding; ATP hydrolysis activity.